GUGUUGUCGUUUAUGUCACAAUGGGGCGGUCACAAUUCCCGUGCAGGAAACACCGAUCCCGAGCCGAUCGCGACCCCACAGGAGAGCCCAUCGCCCAAAGACGCCUUGUCACCCACGAGGCCCGCCGAUCUCGAUAUCACUGCAGCUCGUUCGCGACCUGCUAGCAUCGCCCACACGCCCACCUCGCCCCGCUCGCCGAGCAUCCCUUCGCGAGCUCGUGGCGACUCGCGCGUCAGCCAGCGCAACAGCAUAAUCCAGACCUACCAACCGCCACAAGUCGAAGUGGCCUCCGACACACCGCCAGAACUCGCCCCGAUCUUCACUUAUUUGAACAGCCACAGCAAUAAAUUGUAUCAGGAGGGAUAUUUCCUUAAACUACACGACCUCGAUUCAAGAGGAAGGCCGAGCGCAGAUCGCGUGUGGAACGAGUGCUUCGCUCAGUUGAUCGGGACGGUUCUAUCGCUAUGGGACGCGGCUGCGUUGGAUGCAGCUGGCGAAGAUGGCGAGGUCGUCCCGACGUUCAUCAAUUUGAGCGAUGCGUCCUUGAAAAUGAUCGAAUCGCUUCCGAUGAACGGCACACAGAGCGGCACGCUGCAAAACGUCCUCAGCAUCUCCACUGCCGCCAACAACCGCUACCUUCUUCAUUUCAACUCGCUCAACUCUCUCACCCAAUGGACCGCCGGCAUCCGUCUCGCCAUGUUCGAACACUCCGCGCUGCAAGAGGCAUACACCGGCUCGCUCAUUGCUGGAAAGGGCAAAUUCCUCAACAAUGUGCGACAGAUCAUGGAGCGAUCAAGAUUCGUCUACGAAGAUUGGGCACGUGUGCGCUUCGGCGCGGGAACACCUUGGAAGCGGUGCUGGUGUGUGAUCACGCCUCCCGACGAGAAGGAAUUCGCAAAGGCACAGAAACUCGCCAAGAAGAACCCUUACGAGCGCAUGCGCAUGCCCAAGGGCGAUGUUCGAUUCUAUGACACUCGCAAGGUCACCAAGAAGACGAGGCCUCUGGCGACCAUUUCAGACGCGUACGCGGCCUACGCGAUCUACCCACAGGCGAAGCCUUUGAUCGACCAAUCAACCCUGGUCAAGGUCGAGGGUCUGAUCACGCAGCACACCAAACCUGAGAAGACGACCGAGGGAUUCGUCUUUGUGAUGCCCGAGGUACAUCCCGCUGUUAGCGGCUUCGAGAUGAUGCUUCGUUGGUUGUUCCCCGUCUUUGACACGUUCGCGCUGUAUGGACGACCGACACGACUCAUCGCAGACGUCAUCGAUCAGCGAGGUCUGAUGUUCGCCAUGCCUCGAGAUCGGCGGUAUGGAUUCCUCGACACCCUUGAUGUGUCGGGACUGAUCCACACCACGGGCAGCCAGAACUGGAGCGAGCGGCAAUGGCGCAACGAAAUGAAGAAACUCACUUCUACUCGCAUGGCGGCUAUGAUGGAAGGUUCCCCUCGACCGAGCCAACAAAUCAGUCAACGACGCGCAACCACGAGCAGGCAAUCGCUGCCUCCCAAUCGCAUGAGCCUGCGGUUCGACGACAAUGUGACACACUCUUCGCCAGGCUCACGUUCAGGUUCGCCAGCAGGCGCAUCACGCGGUCCUGCCCCUGGCUCGCUCGACCGCACAGAUUCUGCUCCGCCGACGGCUUCGUCUGGCCCUCACAAACGCUCCGCAUCUGACGUCUACGCAUACCGUAAACGUGCAACAGACACACCGUCACGGUUGUCGCAGGAAAUCCCCCGAGAUGACGACUAUGGCGAUGCUCCUCGUCCCCCGCCGCACGGCAUGAGCAGUGACCCUUCCCUCGCAGAAACUUACAACUCUGGGGCUGUCUCACCCGUUGGGCCCGAUGGGCGCAUGUCUGUAUAUGGUUCGUACGAGAAGUCGGCCCAGAGCGCGGACCACCGUCAUUCGAACAUCCCACUGCCCGUCCACUCGCCUCCUCCGUUCGCGCAUGCUCCAAGCGACCGCCCUUCCGGCAACCUCAACCAAGCAUCUGACCUCCGUCGCGCACACGCGGCUGUCGACGAGGACACCCUCUACCAAAUGCAAGAUGCCCGACAAACGGGAAUCUCUCCUGUCGAGGAUGACGCAUAUACCGCAUCGCAGCCUUCUGGCCAACAACAGGCGUUCUUGCCCUAUCGAUCUCGCGAGAACACUAUACAGCAGCCUUCCUACCACCAGAACAACUCGUACAACGGAGGCUAUGACUCAUACGAGCCACGCGAUCGCGUACAGCGGCUCAGCACGAUUCCCGGCUCGCCAUUUGUUGGCGAAGACACGGAAUAUUUCGCGAGGACGCCCGUACAGCAGCACAUGCCACCACUCAGUGAGAAUGGCAGCAUGUCGCACCACAGUACGGGGGCUCACACCCCUGAUGCACAAUCCCCUUCAGCCGGAUCGCGCGCGAGCAUUGCCAGGAAGCCUGUGCCUCGCCUCGCUUCUGAAGCCCCUGACGAAUACUCGGGCCGUUAUGGCAACAACCAAAACCCCCAGGUGCGUACUGACAUCGAUCGUGAAGAAGGCUUAGAUACCCCCCCUUCCCCCGUAGGCAGCCACGUGGCCGCAAUGAUUGACGCAAGUGCUCUAGAACGCUUCUUGAGCGGCGAAGAUCUCACAACACGUGCCGACACCAUGCAAACAACUGUAUCUUCGGCCACCCCUGAUUACGCCAGCACCCCCAGUAUGAAAUCUGUAGAGGAGAAGCAAGUCCCGGCCGAGAAGCCUCGCGCGGGACGGAUGAAAGUCGUCGGCGACCCGGACCUGGUAUCUGCGAAACAUCCAAAAUCGGGCGGAGCAGGUCGACUGGACACUUAUGCGAGAGACAAUGCCGAGGACUAUUCGGAAAUGCCGACCAUCGACUUCGGUCCGACUUAUUCUUACAAGCCCAGCAGUCGGCCAGGGACGAGCGGGACCUUGUCAGGGGCCGACGGUCUGCACAGACGAACCAAAUCGCGGGACUAUCUUGCAGAAGGGUUUCAAGAUCGCAAGAUUGGACAGACCAAACAGGAAGACGAGGUGAUUGCUUCAGUCGCGCCACAGCAGCCAACUAUCGUUGCGUGGACUGGUCCCCCCUCCACGUCCGGAGAGUUCGAAAGCGCCACCAGCGAUCGCCUCACUCUCUCCCCUGAGCAAUGGGUCCAGCAUCGUGCCAACAUCGUGUCCUCCCAACCGCAGCAUGCUUCGCCUUUAGCUCAAACGCCUCCACUUGCUCGCGCGACUUCUGGUGACUGGUCCGCUCUCAGUCCCUCUUCCAUUACCCAAACCCCGCCACCUUUCAUUCGUGCCUCUUCUGGCGAUUGGGCGCAUCUCCGCGACCAGCCGACACGUCCGAUCAGCCGACCGACUUCUCGUGGUGCUGGCGCUGUCCUCACCGCCGGUGCAAUGAAGUCGUCGUUCCGCUCAGAAUCACCGAUUACGUCAUCCAUGAAUGCCAGGGAGCAGAUGCACAUCGCUCGCGCCACAGGCACUCCUCUACUCGGCUACUCGGCGACCACGUCUCCACGCAUGGUUUCACCGAUAACACCUCUGUCUACCAGUCCCGGUCUUGUGGGUGCGUUGGCAGCGAGGGAGAGGGAGCGAGCAGCCUGGGGUGAAGGCGUAAGAUCUACCCAAGUCAAGGAAGCCAUUGCUUUGAGGAUGAAAGAGCAGCAACAACAGCAAUUAAUGCACGCCCAUCUCAACGCGCAGCUGCAAGCCCAGGCCCAACUGGAAUCCCACAUCCAACUGCAACAACUCCAGCAGGCCCAAAUCCAACAAGCCCAACUCCAAGAAAUCCAACAUCAGGCCCUCCUCCAACAACAACAAAACCUGCUCUUCCAACAGCAUCAAGCCCGACAACUCCAACAACCUUUCCCCCUCUACGCCUCCUCCAUCACCUCAACCACCCGUCCCACAACUCCCUCCCAACAACAACCCACCGUCCCAAUCUACCAACUCCAACGCCCCGUCACCCCGUCAUCCGCCUUCACCGCGCCCCCAGGAGACCUCUACAUGCAGCAACAACAGCACACCCGCCAUCACGCCAGCGCGAGCUCGAGUUCAUUGAACCUCUUCCAGCAACUCCAACAGCAUCAGCAGCAACAACAGCUCCCGCCGCGGCCCUCGACGGCGAAUUCCUUCGCUUCAUCAUCCAUGCACGCGUCGUCCUCUAUCCCCGGGUCCGGCGGUUUCGGCGGCGUCUUCGUCCAGCAGCAACAGGCGCUUGUGAGAGGCGGCGCGGCCGGUGCCGGGGCCGGCGCGUUUCGGCAUUCGAGGGGGAAGAGCGAGACUUCGGUUCUGACCAGGUUGGGGUAUGAAUCUUGA
This is a messenger RNA of Dissoconium aciculare CBS 342.82, 4299 nucleotides long. RefSeq lists its product as uncharacterized. Lineage: Eukaryota; Fungi; Ascomycota; Dothideomycetes; Mycosphaerellales; Dissoconiaceae. The record is from RefSeq and is a predicted model, not a curated record. The transcript is spliced from 3 exons. The annotation marks the transcript as partial.